Messenger RNA from Thyridium curvatum, 996 nucleotides. RefSeq lists its product as uncharacterized. The transcript has 2 exons. Bases 1 to 996 code for a protein of 331 amino acids. The record is from RefSeq and is a predicted model, not a curated record. Lineage: Eukaryota; Fungi; Ascomycota; Sordariomycetes; Thyridiales; Thyridiaceae.
AUGGCUAUGGCUACUGUACCACGGAUCCGGCUUGCGCCAAUGCCACAGUUGGCUGAGGCAAUAAAAGCCGAGGACGACUGGACCGGAACUAAGGACCCCAAAGCGCGUAGACGGGCUCAGACAAGACUCAAUACGAGAGCAUACCGUGAGAACAAUAUCCGCUAUCUCUAUGGGCUAUCUCACCGAUGCCUAGAGCUAAUAAUCAUGGUGAAAGGAAAACGCAAAGCUCUAGCAAAGAGCCUUGAAGCAUCAAGUGCCGCUUCCGGGGCACUGGUCAAAUCUGAAUUGCUGGUGGAGUAUUGGAACGAUGAAGAGCAAUCAGUCUCCACCGCCCCGGCAUCCCUUUUGAAGCACCUGUACAAUGCGAGAGACCCCUUGCUGCCAAGAAAAGACAUAAAGGAGAACUUCAAGAUCACCUUUCCCCUUUGCCCAGACCAUCUUAUUACACUCCUUCAGUUCAACGCCAUCCGCGCUAUAGCUCUCAACCGCACCUUGAUCUCGGGCAUCCUCACCACGCCACUUGACUGCGGUUCCGAUGAGGAGGUGAUCCAUGUCAUUCCCUAUCCCGCCAAGCCCGAACUGCUCCCACCAUCGCUGAUCCCUACUAUUCUUCAGCAAACAGUGCCUCAUCCCGACUGGAUCGACAGUUUUCCCUGUCCAGAAGCACGCGACCGCCUCAUCCUGGCCACCGGCACGUUCGACGAGGAUGACCUGUGGGCCGACUGCAUCGGCGGUCUGUUUGAGGGUUUUCCCGAUGAAGAGAUGGAGAGGCGCGGUCUCAUUGCGUGGUCACCGCCUUGGGAUAUAUCAGGAUGGGAGAUGUCAGAAGGAUUCAUGAGGAAAUGGGGCUGGAUGGUCAAAGGGAUCCCAGGACCGCUAGAGUCGACCAACCGGUGGCGGAUCCACAGGGGCGAUGACCCUUUGAUGGAGGAAGUUUCAAACCCUGCAGUGAAUGUCUACGGACUAUCAAGAGAGAGGACUUCUUUCACAGCCUAG